GCGGAGGGGAGAAAGCAAAGCGCCUUUCAGGUGUCCGUCCUGAGCGGGAGCCUCAUUGCGACUAUAAUAACAAGCCGCCUUGUCGUGCCGUGCUCUGAGAUGCUGCACGAGGAGCUGCUGAGGCGGUCUGCUGGUGUUUGAUCGCUGCCUGGCCUGCCAGACUGAGUGAGUUGAGUUGCUUCCUAUAAUAUAUGGGCGAUAUCAACCUCAAGUUCAUAUUCGCCAACUAUGACGGCAAGGCCCUCGAAAGACCAUUCGCGGUCAGUCAGAGGGACGACACACACACACACACACAGACAGCUGGCCGGCAUUGGAUUGGGGAGUGUUGUGUGUGAUGUGUGUGUGAUGUUCAGGCAUCCACUUUGGUCAGGGACAUUAAGAGGACGCUCCUUGCAGAGCACUGGCCACCAGGUGGGUGCCUCAAGACAAGACACGGAAAGAUGAUGGGGCUUCCUUCACAGUCUGAUGUGUGUUGUGUGUGGCCUGGUUGUCAUGUCUGACAGACAUUUCGAUAACGGUUGAGCAGGUGGACCGGUUACGUUUCUUCUGCGGAGGCAAAGAGCUGGAGGACGCCAAGUCAUUGCAGGGUGGGUGGGUGCAGAGGGCAGGCACUUCCGAGAGAGGGGGAGAACAGAAGUGUGAGUGUGCCCGUGUGAUCGUCUGUCUGUGUGUCUGACUCUGACCGACAGACCAGAAAGUGGCUGCUGCUGACUUCCCCACUGCAGUACACGUCAACACCGUCCUCAAGAGGCCAGGAGGAGGUCAGCACACACACAUCACACACACAUCACACACACCCACAGCCUCACCCACCCACCCACAUCAACAAUUCUCUCUGGCUGCCCUGCCCACAUCUGGUUUGUGUGUGGUUUCCUCUGUGUCGGUUGAUUGAUCGAUCAGGUCACUUGGCGGGGAAGCACUCGUGUCUGCAGUGCUCCAUCAUGUGACUGACUGAUGUGAGCACUCACACGCCCGCCCGCCUGGCCUGCUGCCUGGCCUGCAGGCCGUGUGGUUCCUGCCCUGCCCCCUUUCUGCACAGCCUCGCCCCCCUCACUGCCUCCCUCCCCCGCUCCCUCCCUCCAGUGACCUUCUGCCCCUCCCCGCCCACCCCACCUGCCCACCUGCUUGUCUGCCUGCCUGCCUGUGCCGCCCAUCGGUGCCCUUUUGGGCACGGCGCUGAUCGACUGACUGACUGACUGACAGAGACCUCUUAUUGACUCACUCACUGUCCCUUGCUGGAUUAUAUAGCUAUAUAGCUAAGAUGGGUCGCUGACUGCCAGACAUGACAUACGGACCAGACGGAUCGACGAGAAUGAGUGACUGAGUGAAUGCAUAUGAAUCAAUCAAUCAUGCGUUCAUACCAACUGCGUGGCUGGCAUGCGGUUUGUGCGUAUUUGUGUGUGUGCGUGUGUGUGUGUGUGUCUGUGUGUGUGUGUGUCGACUGACGUGAGAGUGUGUCCAUGUGCGCGUGCGCGCCUCUCUAACCUAAUUGACUGAAUCA
Messenger RNA from Vitrella brassicaformis, 1501 nucleotides. The record is from the annotation of a GenBank genome assembly. Lineage: Eukaryota; Vitrellaceae.